GGGCGGAGAGGGUGUGCGGCACAGCCGGGCAAUGGAUUGAAGUUUCCCAAGGGGAAAGCCUGCUGCGAACAGUUACAGCAGCAAUUGCCGACCAUCGUGCCCACCACCAGCGGCCAAGCAUGCCUGGGGCACUCUACUGUGGUGUCUUCUGCCUCGGCCUCUGCCUCCUGGAGAGUUCAGCCUUCAAUUUAGAUGUGGCUGAAACCGUCCUCAAGUACGGAGACAACGGCAGCUUUUUUGGCUUUUCGGUGGCUUUGCACCAGCAGCUCCAGCCGCAGCCUGUCAGCUGGCUGUUGGUGGGAGCGCCACAGGCGGCUGCAUUGCCGGGUCAAAGGGCCAACAGGACUGGCGGGUUGUACGCCUGCCCCCUGACCCAUGAGAUAAAUGACUGCAAGCGCGUGUCCAUCGACGAGGGGGUUGACCUGAAGAAGGAGAGCAAGGAGAACCAGUGGCUGGGCGUCAGCGUCAAGAGCCAGGGCCCCGGCGGCAAGAUCGUGACUUGCGCCCACUUGUAUGAAGCACGUAACCGGGUGAAUGAAUCUCUGGAGACGAGGGAUGUCAUCGGCCGGUGCUACGUACUCAGCGAGGGACUGAAGGUGUCUGAUGAAUUGGAUGGUGGCGAGUGGAAAUUCUGCGAAGGGCGGCCGCAGGGCCACGAUCGCUUCGGUUUCUGUCAGCAGGGGGUGGCAACUGGCUUCACUGCAGACAGGCACUAUAUCCUCUUUGGGGCGCCCGGCACCUACAACUGGAAAGGAACCUUACGGGCAGAACUGAGUGGCUUGGAUCUGAGUCACUACGACGACGGGCCGUAUGAAGCUGGGGGAGAAAAGGACCAAGACCCCUCGCUCAUCCCCUUGCCUGCCAACAGCUACCUCGGGAUAUUGUUUGUGACAAACAUUGAUAGCUCAGACCCUGACCAGCUGGUUUAUAAAACGCCAGAGCCCAGCGAGAGGGUCCCCGGGAACGCUGGAGACGUGGCCCAGAAUAGCUACUUAGGCUUUUCCCUUGACUCUGGAGUGGGAAUCAUCAAGAAAGAUGAGUUGAGUUUUGUAACAGGGGCCCCACGGGCCAACCACACUGGGGCCGUGGUCAUCCUGCAACGAGACAACGUCAACCGGCUGGUGCCUGAGUUUAUCCUUUGGGGCGAAAAGCUCACCUCAUCCUUUGGCUAUUCCCUAGCUGUGGUGGACCUCAAUGGCGAUGGCUGGAUGGACUUGGUGGUCGGGGCGCCAAACCUCUUCGAUCGCAAGGAAGGGAUCGGAGGCGCAGUCUAUGUGUACGUCAACCAGGCCGGGGACUGGGGUAGUGUUCACCCCACCCGUCUCAAUGGCUCGUAUGACUCCAUGUUUGGUAUUACUGUGGGCGCUGUUGGUGACCUCAACCAAGAUAGCUUCCAAGAUUUUGCCGUAGGAGCCCCAUUGGAUGGUGAUGGCAAGGUCUACAUCUAUCAUGGCAGUAAUUCAGGGUUUGCCAUCAAACCUGCUCAGGUGCUGACUGGGGAGAGCGUAGGCGUCAAGAUGUUUGGCUACUCCUUUUCCGGAGGGUUGGAUAUUGAUGGCAACCUGUACCCAGACCUGCUGGUGGGCUCCCUCUCCGACACAGUCGUGCUGUACAGGACCCGGCCCGUUAUUCACAUCUCCAGAACUGUCACCGUCUCGCCACAGAACAUUGACUUGGAGAAUAUGAACUGCCGCCACCAAGUGGGCAUUUGCAUGGAUGUGAAAGUCUGCUUCAGCUACACAGCCAACCCUCCAAGCUACAGCCCUCCCAUCAUGCUUGAGUACACUUUUGAUGCCGACACCGACCGGCGGCAAUCCGGCCAAACUUCCAGAGUCACCUUCCUGGGCUGGAAGACCACAGAUCCUGAGCACCAGUACUCCGGUGUAGUGGAGCUACCAGCACAGCAUGCACGUGUCUGCGCCAGGGCUACACUGCAAGUCAAGGACAAAAUCCGUGACAAGCUGCGUCCCAUUGUUGUGGUGGUGAGCUACAACAUCAAGCAUCCCCGCACCAAGCGCCAGGCCCAAGGUGCCACUCUGGGCCCACUUCUGCCUGUGCUGAACCCCAUGCCGCCCCGCACUCAGAAAACAGAGGUGAAUUUUCUCAAGCAGGGAUGCGGCGAAGACAAGAUCUGCCAGAGCAACCUGCAGCUGAGCUACCGUUUCUGUUCUCGCAUUGAUGAUGCUACCUUCCAUCCCCUGCCCAGGGAUUCUAAUGGCUUGGACAAAUUUUCCAUGAGCGACCAAAAAGUCAUCGCCCUUGAGAUCCACGUCACCAACUACCCCUCGGACGCAGCGGAGCCACAGCGGGACGGUGACGAUGCCCACGAAGCCACGUUGCUUGUUGUCCUGCCAUCUACUUUGCUUUAUUCUGCUUUACGCCCCUAUAAUGCUACGGAGAAGGCCCCGCCCUGUAUUGUGUCUAACCAGAAUGCCUCCCUUGUGGAAUGCGAGCUUGGGAACCCCAUGAAACGUGGAGCACAGAUUCGGUUUUAUCUGGUUCUGGGCACCUCUGGCAUUACCUUAGAGACCACAGAGCUGGAAGUGCAGCUGGAGCUUAGCACGAUCUCGGAGCAGCUGGGACUGGCCCCGGUGGUAGCACGAGCCCUCGUGGUGAUGGAGCUUCCUCUCUCUAUUGCUGGCAUCGCGGAGCCCCAGCAGCUCUUCUUCAGUGGGCAGGUGCGGGGCGAGAGCGCCAUGCGGCGGGAGAGCGAGGUGGGCAGCCCCGUCAGCUACAGAGUGACGGUCUCCAACAGAGGCCAGUCCCUGAACACGCUGGGCUCUGCCUUCCUCAACGUCCUGUGGCCCCAUGAAAUCGCAAACGGGAAGUGGCUCCUCUACCCACUACGGAUGGAGCUGGAACUGUCAACUCAGCCGCAGAGACCUACAACCUGCAGCCCAGUUCCAAACACGCUACACCUAACUCUGGAGCCUCCUCAUCAACAGGGCAGGAGGAAGCGAGAGACUGAGCAGGGAGGCAGCCCCAGGCAGCCACGGACUUAUUGGGAGAGGAGAAAAAAUGUGACCUUGGACUGUGACUUGGGCACUGCUCACUGCCAGCACUUCCAGUGCCCUCUCUACAGCUUUGACCGGUCGGCUGUGCUCACCAUCUGGGGCCGCCUCUGGAACAGCACCUUCCUGGAAGAGUACUCAGCAGUGACGUCAGUGGAUGUGAUUGUGCGGGCCAGCAUCACAGUGAAGUCCACCAUCAAAAACUUGUUUCUGAAGGAUUCCACAACGCAGAUCCCAGUGACGGUCUACCUGGACCCCAGUGUGGCCGUGGCACGUGGUGUGCCCUGGUGGAUCAUCCUCAUCGCCAUUCUCGCUGGGAUCCUUGUGCUGGGCCUGCUGGUUUCCAUCCUGUGGAAGCUGGGCUUUUUCAAGCGCACUCGCUACGAAGAAGCCAAGGUACCCCAGUAUCAUGCAGUCAAGAUCCCCCGGCAGGAGCGCCAGCUUUUCCGUGAGGAGAAGACAGGCACCAUCUCCAAGAAGGACUGGAUUACCCAUUGGAACGGGGACAGCGAUGGCCACGUCCCGGCCUCAGCCUAGAGGGGGCCACUUUUCAGCCGCCUACGUCAAGACGCCGCUUGCAGGAAGCAGCCCCCAGAGGGAUGGCUUUCGGGGCCACGGCCUGCUCUCCUCUCUGGGAGAUCUGUGUGCGCUGCUGGACUGGCCCUUCCUGAGAGGGGGGUGCUCAGCAGAGGAUUCGGGGGGACGUGUGCUUUUAGCACUUACGGCAACAGAUUCUGCGAGGCCAAAGAUUCUUAGGUUUUAUCCUGGUACUCUUUUCCCCCCUUGUAAAGCUGGAUGGAACCUGACACGAGAAACUGAUCUGACGUCAGAAGGCACCUCUGCUUUGCUUGGAUCGCCUGCUUCCCCCGUUUCCUGAAGAAUCAUCCAGUGAAAAAAAAAGACUGCACUCCGCUGUCAAGUGUCGGGAGGGCGCAUCAGUCAUCACCUCUUCACUGUGAAUGUGGCAUUUAUUUGCUCUGAGAGCCACUUUUUGUGGGGAGGGACAGAACUUGGAUCCUCUGGAUUUGUUACUCAGUUUCAAGGCCCGCUAGCUUUUUGUAAUUUAUAUCCUCUCUCUAAUUACGUUUAAGGCCUGAACUUGAUGGCGGGGGGGGGGGGGAUCUCAGAAGACAUGCUUUAGUAAUGUAAGUCCUUACUACUACUGUUCAUAAAGUGUUGCCACUGUAAGAUCCUCAGUUCUUCUCCAGGGGAUUGCUACCUUCUCUUAACACACUCCUACCCUGCAUAGACACAAGCCUGUGAAGGCGAUUCUGUUCACCCCUGCCACAGUGUGGCAACUAGCCGUGGAAGGCCACGCAGGACAAGGCAACGGGCUUGAAAACCCUUGUGGGUACCCAGAAUGCAACAGGAUAUUUUCCCGGGCUUUCUACAGCCUCUUUGGUCACCACAUGGCCACACAUCCACCACACUUGGAUGUGUGGUCUCUCUCUCUCUCUCUCUCUCUCACACACACACACACACACAAAUACUUGUGUUGGGUAACCUUAGACACCUUUCUUUCUUGCCACAAGUUCUUUCAAACAUUUACAAUAUAAUGGCUUACCUCACCAUUAUAAUAUCAGGUAACCCUGAUAGCAAAAGUACUUCACAAUCUUUAUUGGAAAUGUCAUAGCUAAGGCCAAGAUGUGUUCAAGUACAAGCCCCCCGUUCUGCCCAGUGAAUCACGCCGUCCAGUGCAAGCAUGUUAAUCUGUGGGGCAAUUCUGUGUCUGUCAUUCGU
Messenger RNA from Eublepharis macularius, 4751 nucleotides. RefSeq names its product integrin subunit alpha 7 (gene ITGA7). The record is from RefSeq and is a predicted model, not a curated record. NCBI's taxonomy places the organism in Eukaryota, Metazoa, Chordata, Lepidosauria, Squamata, Eublepharidae. Gene Ontology annotation, molecular function: integrin binding. The transcript has 26 exons. Bases 120 to 3548 code for a protein of 1142 amino acids. Gene Ontology annotation, cellular component: integrin complex; external side of plasma membrane. Gene Ontology annotation, biological process: cell adhesion mediated by integrin; integrin-mediated signaling pathway; leukocyte migration.